AAGUUGUAAAUUUGGUGUUAAUUUUCUACUUUAUUUCUUCAAGUACUCACUACUCUUUGGGAACUAGUACGUGUUAUGAGCUUAAUUUGCUUAAUUAACUUUAUUGUUAAUUAUUUAAACAAUUUUAUUAAUGGGUUAGUAUUCCUUUCGCUUUUAGUUAGAUUCUAUUCAUAAGUACAUAAUUUAAUGACUUCAUCCUAUCAUGUGUUCGUAUUUAUUUGGUCAUUAUAAUUUCGGCAUUAAUUCUCUGCCCCAACCAUUUUCAUGAUCUACUUGUUUCCUCAAACUAACUUCUAAUUAAUACUACUGCCAUUCACCUAAUUGGUUUCUUACUUUUGUAUCUUCUCCACGCUUUGUUGUAUGGAGUACUAAUUUUAGAUUGUACUAUGAUUUGUUCAUUUAAAAGAAUGGGGAAAAUGAAAUGCAUCACCAUGGCUUGUCUACUGAUUUUCACUCUUGUUGUGAUGAAUAUUCAUCACGUCCACGGAGAUAUCAAUGUCACUGUUACUUUUCUCGCCAGUGCCAUAUCGAAAGGAGCAGUUUGUCUAGACGGAAGUGCACCGGCUUACUCGUACGUUGAGGGAUUCGGAACCGGAUCUCAUAGUUGGAUAGUUUAUUUGGUGGGUGGUGGAUGGUGUAACCAUAUAUCCGAUUGUCGCGCCAGAUCAAGUUCGAGGUUAGGGAGUAGUCACUUGAUGGCUUCUCAAACCACCUUCUCGGGGAUACUGGAUUUCGAUUGUGCUUCUAAUCCGGAUUUCUGCAAUUGGCAUAAGGUUUUCAUUUAUUACUGUGAUGGUUCCUCAUUUAUGUCGGAUAUUGAACACAGCCAUGCAAACCUCACGUUUAGGGGUGCAAGAAUAUUUAACGUUAUGAUGGAAGAAAUGCUCGCUAAAGGAAUGCGAAAUGCUCGGAAUGCUAUACUGACAGGGACCUCAGCGGGUGGACUAGCAACAAUCUUGCAUUGCGAUAAGUUUCGGAAACUGUUUUCCGAUGAGAUUCGAGUCAAGUGCAUUUCCGAUUCUGGAUUUUUCAUUCACGCAAAGGGUCACCAUGGAUACAAGAGCAGGGAACAGUUUUUUGGUGAUGUGAUUACAACACACAAGUUGGCCAAGUCCUUGCCUUCAACGUGCACAUCAAAGAGGAAGUCGAGUUUGUGCUUCUUCCCUGAAUAUUUGGUUGAGGAUAUCCAAACGCCACUUUUUGUACUAGAAUCAGCUUUUGAUCGAUUUCAGCUAACAUCACUCGUACUAGGAGGAGUCACAAAUUGCACCAAUAACUUAAAGAGCUGCAGCUCUACUGAAUUAGGAAUUAUGAGAGAUUUUCGAAGGACGUUUAUAAAGACAUUAGCGCGACGAAUCCACAACUCUCCGAACAGAGGACUGUUUGUUCAUUCUUGCUAUCUUCAUGACCAUGUCCUCAAAUCAGAUGAAUGGACAUGUCUCACAGUUGCAAAUAGAACGAUGAGGCAAGCAGUUGCAGAUUGGUAUUUUGAUCGAAGUUCUUUCCGAGAAAUAGAUACUAAAAGUGACUCGCCAAAAAACUGUACCAAUUCCUUUUGUGAGUAGUUGGUAUAUAAUCCAAUAAGAUUUUCCAUUUGCUAACUACUUUUUCCUCUGAAUCAACUAAAACUCCUACCUUUCCCUUAUCCAAUGUAAUCUUCUUUAUAUUCAUAAAAAAAAUAAGUGUAUGCUUCAUAUUUUCAAA
Molecule: messenger RNA, 1704 nt
Organism: Salvia hispanica
Lineage: Eukaryota; Viridiplantae; Streptophyta; Magnoliopsida; Lamiales; Lamiaceae
Product: pectin acetylesterase 7-like
Biological process (GO): cell wall organization
Cellular component (GO): plant-type cell wall
Molecular function (GO): pectin acetylesterase activity
Source: RefSeq, a predicted model, not a curated record